Molecule: messenger RNA, 5103 nt
Organism: Anopheles stephensi (Asian malaria mosquito)
Lineage: Eukaryota; Metazoa; Arthropoda; Insecta; Diptera; Culicidae
Gene: Pcif1
Product: mRNA (2'-O-methyladenosine-N(6)-)-methyltransferase
Exons: 4
Coding region: 729-3065 (778 amino acids)
Cellular component (GO): nucleus
Molecular function (GO): RNA polymerase II C-terminal domain binding; mRNA (2'-O-methyladenosine-N6-)-methyltransferase activity
Source: RefSeq, a predicted model, not a curated record
GAAAACGACAGAAAAAAAAUGCAAAUGGCGUACGACGGAGGGCUGUAGUGAAUUUUUCUUCGUCACCCGUUUCUCGUGCUUUACGACAGUUUACGUGAUGUUUUGGCGGUGCAUUUGUGCGCGAAACUAAAGUACAAUCGAUGACGCAGCGGAGCACACUGGAGUACGCCGAUUUGGAUGCGGUUCCGUGCCGAAAUUCGUUAGUGCAUCUUUUUUCCCUACGAUUGCACCGCGGUAGUGUAGCUGCUGCUGCUGCUGGUGCUGUUGCAGCCAGCGCGAAGCUGGUGAGCAGCUCGCGAGCUGAAGGUGCGUCGUCGCAUCAAAACAAUCCGUGACGCGUGUGACCCGUGAUCGUUGGCGGUGGUAGUGGUGGUGUUGUUGGCGGUUGUUGGCUGCGCAGUAAACAGAUGCUCGGGUUGGUGGGGGGAAAAUUGCAGUCAUUUCCAACAGCUUGAAGCAAAGUGCGUGCAAAGCUAGUGCCAUAUCGAACGCCAGCACGGGUACGGAUUCAGGUGGGCUGACACGGUGUCAACGACGGUUAACGGUGGGCGCACACAUUUUCGCGGGUUUUUUCAUUCAUCGGGCACGCAACGACCACGACCACGACGAUAAGGGCCUACUGUUUCACGACUACCACAUUAGAGAGAAAAAACAAUCGCAGUAAGCAGAACAAAAAACGCGCGGUUUUGCCGAUCUCCCAAUACAAACAAGACAAAAAAAGCUCCAUCAUGAAUGACGUGGGAAUGAACAGCAAAACAGAGAACAUACUUCCAGCGGCGCCAUCCGCCUGGGACCAAUUGACGAAUCCUUCGCUGGCCGAACAACAUCAGACGCAACAGCAGCAGCAGCAGCACCAGCAGCAUCCACACCAGGCCCAGUCCCCUCAAAUGCAGGCCUCCAGCCCCACCACAGUCAGUGCGCCACUGCUAACUCCCACGAAAACGACACCGCCUGACGUAGCGCACACACCUUCAGGCGCUGCGCCCGGAGCUGUCCCCGGUGCGGUAGGGACAAACUUUAAUGAAGAACUUUCCCCCGAGCUUACGCAGCAAGGCUGGCGCAAAUUUUGGUCCAAACGAGAAGGGCGACCUUACUUCUGGAACAAGCUGACCGGUGAAUCGCUCUGGGAACACCCGGUACUCAACCGUGGCCCGCAACAGUUCGAUCCGCUAACGGACCCGCUCGGCAUCUGUAGCAACGGGCCGCUGCCUCAUCCGCACAACAACUACAACAAUUCUCACGCAUCGCCUCACAACCAUACGUUGAAACGACGUGCCUCGGAGGAUACGCAGCAUUCCGGUCAUAUGCCGCCCGUCGGCAGCGGCGGAGGAACGAGUGGUGGGCCACCGCCGCUAAAAAAGUACGUCCUGCCGGGACCGUGGGAUCUCGAGGUAGCUACGAACGUGCUCAUUUACGAACGUUUACCCACAACCUUUCCGCAACCGUACCCCGAGGUGGAAGCGUUCCGUGGUUCGUUGACGCUGCGACUGGCCAAAACGUACGAGGAUCUGUGCAAUAAGCGGGAAUCGAUCGCACCGCCGAAAGAUUCCUUCCAGCGGUGGCUCAUGGAGCGGAGGAUCAUCGAUCAGGGCGUCGAUCCGCUGCUGCCAAGCCAGUGCUCCCCGGAAAUCUCACCCCAGAUGUACCGCGAGAUUUUGCGCGAUAUUCCGAUCAAGAUCGUCAAGCCGAAAUUUACCGGCGACGCCCGGAAGCAGCUUUCGCGGUACUGUGACGCAGCGAAAAAGAUCGUCGAACGGCGGGGUGCGAGUGAGGAGAGUAAAAAAAUCGUCAAAUGGAACGCGGACGAAGCGUACGAGUGGCUGCGGCGAACGGUGGGCGCUAGCUACGAAGACUUCCAGGACCGGCUUGCACAUCUGCAGCGCCAGUGCGAACCGCACAUCAUCGCAACGGUGCGCGUUAGUGUGGAGCAGCUGUGCACGAAGCUGUACCACCUGUCGGUACAGCACUCGCGAAACAUUCGCGAACGACACGCACAGAUCCUGAAGGAGCAUGGCAUCCCGGAACUGACGGCACCGCUACAACCGCCCGCAACCCGCAAGGUGUGGUGCUAUCCGGUACAGUUCGCACUGCCUUCGCCGCGUAUGCCACAGAUCGAUUACAUCAACGACCGCGACCACAUGGUAAUCAAGUACACGAACUCGGCCGUAAUGGCGGCGCCCGACACGCACGUGGUGAACAUAUCUCACCUGCAGAAGCUGGAACAGCUGUACCGGUACAACUGUUUCGAUGAUAAAAAGUUCGAUUUCUUCAUCGGCCGUGCGUACUGUAUGCUGAAGCGAUACGCCACCUUCCUCGGGAACAAUGCCAAUCCGAACCAGCAGGAACCGGAGCUAACGCAAGCCUCCCUACCGGCGGUUGUGUUUGAGUGUUUGCACCAUCACUUUAACGUGACGUUCGAAUGCUUCGCCAGCCCGCUCAACUGCUACUUUCGCCAGUACUGCUCCGCGUUCGGUGAUACGGAUUCGUUUUUUGGGUCGCGUGGUUCGUUUCUGGACUUUAAGCCGGUGGCGGGAUCGUUCCAGGUGAAUCCUCCGUACUGUGAGGAACUGAUCGAUGCCAGCUUGCAGCAUAUCGACCGCCUGCUAACUGAUUCUGCCGAUGCGUUAAGCUUCAUCGUGUUUCUCCAGGAAUGGAAGGAUCCACCGUUGAAAUGUUUGUCAAAGAUCGAGGAUAGCCCGUACAAGCGCAAACAGGUGGUCGUGAUGGGUAUGGAGCACGAGUACCGUCACGGGCUGCAGCAUUGUAUACCAAAAUCGGAGGUGAACUUUAAGAGCAUCGUCGGUACGAUGGUGGUGUGGUUACAGAAUACUGCCGGGUACGCACGAUGGGCCCCGACCGAGGCGCGUGUCGACGCACUGCUGGAAGCAUUCCGUCCUGGUCGGGAGCGUGAUCGGGACAAGGCGUCCGCUACCACCGUACCUGUACAGCCGAGCUGUUCCGCCAGCGCGAGUUCGCCCGAUGUGGCGACGGCCGGUAACAACAGUGCGCCGGGCGAAAUCUCAGCCACCGGUCCGGGGAAACCGGCGACGCCAGCCACUGUUUAAACAAGGGUGCUAAAAACAACUGUUGUGCGUAGGGUAAACAGGACGCAUCAGCUUCAGGGUGAUGCACGUUCGUGCACCAAUCGGCAGCAUACACAUUUACGAACAAGUUUCCGUUCUUCUUUUAAAGAAUCCACCACAGCCUAGAGACACAUUAGUCACUGCGGUACCCGUGCUAAGGGGCCGGCUCUCACAAAUGCUUCCGUUUUAGCUUGUAGCGCAACUGCAACACAGACCAAUAUUUGAACUUCACAACAAUCAGAACAUAAGCAAAUGCACAUUUAAACUGUGGACCUUUCACGGAAUGCCUAUAGAUAGUGAGGGAGAGAGAGAGAGAGAGAGCGCGCGCGCAGUUUGAUGUGUCCUGUUUAUUAUCAUUAAUCUUACUAUUGCUUUGUUUGGAUCCUACGUCGAUCGAGCAGGGUUCGGGCGAGAGGAUAACAAUAUCGCAAAGUAAACCAAUCACACGUGUCCGUACGAAAAACGAAAACCUUUUUUUCUAGAACAUAAAAUCAAGUAGAGCAGCAACUAUUUGCGGUUGUAGGGAACAUUGGGUAGGAUUUGUUAUCCGUACUCUCUUAGGCACCGGCAGAAUUAUAACCCAGAUCUCUAUAUUGCCUCUACUCUCCGGACAGCAGGUAGACAGAUGGUGUCACGUUUUGGGGCAAAGCUCCAAAUCGGGCCAUACAUUCAAGCGAAGGCUCGUAGCUCUAAGUGUACAGUGCAAAGUAUAUUAUCUUAAAUUAAUUGUCCGUGCGUACGAUUCAUUGGUAAAUUGCAUAAGGCAAUGUGGUUAAUACAGCAAACAAAAAUACCUGAGUGCACAGGGAAAACGAGAACCAACACACACAGAGAGAAAGAGUGCGAGGAGAAGAGAAUACAAAACAGUCAAUGUAAAUGAUGUUGUUUAAGACAGUUUAUCUUAUUUACGGGCGAGCAGCAGCGUGUAUGAGCACCGAUCUUCAAUUGGCUCGAUCCCCGUUUUUCGUUAGCCAGCGUCUCGUGGCACAGAAGGGAAAACUCCCCUUCGCAAGCUAUCGAUUCGGCAGUUAAGUGGUAGAAAAAUGUAGCAUCCGAUAGAAACAGUUACAGGCAUAUAUAUUUAUUACAGUACGUUCGUUCGUUCGUUCGAUUGAUGCUUAGUUGUUUCUUAUGGUAUAAGACGUUCAAAGGCGAAACACACGUGUUGCGUGUAAUGUGUACGUAAUAACUAGACCUUACAUCUUAGUGUUUCGGAUACGGGACAGAAGGAGUAAUCAGACAGAUCAGAUCAGUGCUAAGCUGUGUAACGGUGGCAAUUUUAUGUUUUAAUAUUAGCAAUAAGAUUUAAAGCACAGUGCAUGUGAGAUUACAGUCUAGCUCUUAUCAAAACCUUCCCUUCGCGGCCUGGUUCUCUAGCGUGUAGAGCAUUACUUCCAACCAUUGCGUUUUUUUUUAUAUCGUCGGUAACAAAAUGGGCAGCGAUGAGGCAGAUGCUGUGUGAGUGUAUGGUAGGGGUAAGCGGGUUUUUAAGGCGAGCGGAUCGAAAGUCUCUGAUCAUCAGUAAAUUCUAUGUUGUGUCUCAUAUAGUAGUGGACGAAAAAAGGUACAUUUUGUUAUUGAAAUAGUUUAAACAUUUAAAUAGUACAUCGUUUAUUCGGGUAAGGCUAAGAAGAGAGAGAGAGAGAGAGAGAGAGAGAGAGAGAGAGAGAAGGAUAUCAAUAUCAGAAAAAGAAGCACCUUUUAGCUAACAUCAAUCUUGCUGGUGGGGUAUGUACAUCAACAACCACAAAACCCAAACGUCGACCAAGGGCGUUGUUUUUAUUCGCGCGCCCGUCAAUCUGUUCAAUGAAACAAUGUACAAAUGCGAACUGCACCCUUUCUUCUCUGAGUAAAACCCCGUCGAAACCCCAUACAAAACACAACCGUGUCGUCCUUACUUGAGGCGACAGGAAGAAAGACCACAUGGCGUAAUAAGCUAAUUACUAUAAAUACAACCAGUUUUUAGAUCGAGCCACAAUGUUACAGGAUUGAACCAAUAAACAAAACAAAACUAUUUGAA